Molecule: messenger RNA, 10577 nt
Organism: Cinara cedri
Lineage: Eukaryota; Metazoa; Arthropoda; Insecta; Hemiptera; Aphididae
Source: the annotation of a GenBank genome assembly
GUUAAAUUUAUAAAAAUUAUAUAAAUUUAUACUACUAUAAAAUGUAAGUUUUAUUUAUAUUAUCUACGUUCAAUGUAAUUAGCGAGAAUUAAAAUUGUAUAUUAUAAUUGUAUUUUUUUACUUUCAUAUGGUUAUAUUGUAAUUAUGCAAUUAUUAUUAUUAAAGUUUUCUGUACAAUAAAUUGCAGGUUGAUAGUUACAAUAAGUAAUUACUUAUUUGGAAUUUUGAGUAAAAGAGUAAAUGAUUGCACCUACAUUUGAACAAAACCAGGAAGAAUUUAAAGAAUUUAAACUGUAUUACACAAAAGCUUACAAAAUCGGUUUUUUUUAAAAAAACAAUUUUUUUGAAUGCCCCACUAGUAAUGGUCUUAUAAUUUGUAUUGGGGUCUCAUUAUUAGAUGGUUUUCUAUUUCUACAAUUUUUUUUUAUCAUUCAAUUUUUUAAACCUUUGAUAAUUCAAUUCAGUUAGUGAGUAGUAUUAGAGUGGUUUACUUUUAAGAUUCAUUAUUAUUUCCUUUGUUGCAUUCAAAUUUGCUACCCAUUUUAAAUGUCUAGCAGAUUCAAUACUCUUUGUGUGGGUAAUAGAUACUAAUAUGGAUACACACCAAGCCUAGUUUAAUAUAAUUUAGUUAUAUGAUUUCUAUUAUGACACUGGUUUAUUUCAGUCAGAGGUUAAAUUAUUGUUAAUAAUUAUAUAUUUGACUUUAAAUCUUCUAUACAAAUGUAAGAAUUUUAUUAAUGUUUGAAAUUCAAUAAAAAAUAUAUUAUAGUGGAACAAGAAUAGUAAACGUUACACUAUAUUAAAAGCAUUGCUUCUGUUGGCAAUCUUUUAGCGUGUGGCCUUCGGCAACAUUUCUAUUGUAGUUUUGUGACUUACGUAGUAAGUUAUCAUCAUUUCACUGUGUGACUUACAAUCUUCCUUUAAAACUCUUUAAUGUCCAAAAUUAUCAAAGUACUUAAUCAAAUUACGGUAUAGAUCCAAAAUUCAUAAAAAUAAUAAUUUAUUUUUAGAUGUAUUAAAUUUUUUUAAAUGAUAUAAAAACUAUACAUUUUAUUUUCAUUGACCCAAAAUCUAUUAUAAUUUCAAUAGAAAUUAGAAUUUAUUAUUUUGUAUUUAAAUAUGUAUAAAAUAUACCUACUUAUUAUUUGUUAUUAAUUUGUGUUUAUCACAUUUAGAUACAUGAAAAAUAACUUCAUAGGUCACCAUUGAUUUGUUGGUUACACACUAUAAGAAUGCCCUUCUGUUUUAGAGGAAGGUAUACAUAAAUUAUCCAUUAUUGAAUGUCAUGUGAUUUUUUUUUUUUAUGAUUUAUUCGACUAAUGUGUGAUAUAUUGAGUAUCACAACACGCUGAAUACGUUCAAAACGACAGUUUUUUCUUAUCAUUUUUGGCCAUAAUUAAAGCAGUAUUCCAGUAACAUCUUUUGCCAUUUGUAAUAUUCUGUUUGACUCUACCUUGGUAACAUUAAAUAAGUAAGACUUACUGAGAAAUUUCCAGAGUUAAGAUAAUUUUAACUUCAUGUGGGUUACAAUGGUCAGUUGACAUUUUCAUAUCUGUGGACAUGACACAAAAUGUCUUGAAUAUCGCCUUUAGGGUAUUCUUAUAAGCAUUCUUAACAUACACAAAUAUGUUUACUUUCUGUGAUUGUUAUUUAUACAUUGUAAAUAAUAUGUUUUUAUGUACAUUUUCUUUUUUACCAGAAUACAAAUGUAAAGUGGCUAAUCAUGGACAGAGAAAAUAAAAAAUCAAAUAAUAAACAUAAAAGCCUUUAUGACCAAAGUAAUAAUAAUAAUGCAAAUUCAAGUAAUCAUAAUCCGCGAGAACAAUGGAGAACAAGUUCAAUUAAUAAACAAGAGCAAUGGAAUGAUAAACAUGAUUCAUUGGAAAAAAAUUACAAUUUUAGUACUUGCAAUAAUAAAUAUAGUUCAGGUAAAGAAAUAAAACAGUUUGUUUUUGGAUUUAAGCGUCUUGAAGAAUUAUGUAAUAAAGAACCAUCUGAAAUUAUAUUUGUGAUGUCUAAUAGAAGUAAUGGUUUUAUGGAUUUGUUUAAACAAAAUAAAGAACCAGAUUGGAUAUUUUUACUUAUGAAAGUUUCUGCCAAGAUUUGUAAUACAGAAUUCCAACAGAGUAAACUAACUUUAUUAACAGAACUUACUUGUUCUACUUUUUUUGACCAUCUAAACAAAUAUAUAAUCACUACACCGACAGAAAAAAAACACCAGCAUGAAAAACUGAGUGCAUUUUUUGAUGAUUGUUUAGUGGUUUUUCAAUCUAUUACAACUUUAUUUCCGAAAACUGCUGUUGAAAGAUUAAAAGAUAUAGUUGUAAGUUGUAAUAUUGCAUUAAAUGGUAUCAAAACUUAUUGUAAUAAUAUUAAAAUAAAUGAAAAUUCAAUGAAUAAUAUGCAUGAACUAUUACAAAAAUUAAGCAGUAUAAAAAUUACUGAUGAAUUGAAAUUGAAAGAAAAAUCAUUAUUUGAUAAUAUUGCUCAAAAUUAUCCUCCACCACAAAAUUUUAGAGACUUAACAGUUUUUCCAACCUCUGAUGAUUUGGAAUUUCAAAAACCUUUUUUACGACCAAAUAUAUUGAAAGGAGCCUAUCAGAACGUGGAACACUAUUUAGAUGUACAGUUUCGUCUCUUACGUGAAGAUUUUAUUGGUCCAUUACGUGAAGGAAUUAAUUUCUAUAAAGAAAUGACAAACAAUAAACAACAAAAUCAACCUAGAAAAAAAAUUAAUAAUAUUCACGUAUAUCACGAUGUCGAAUUUGAAACUAGAGGUGAGUUUGUUUACGAUAAAUUUGGUUAUGUAAUAAACUUUAAUAAGAAAAAUAAAUUGAAAGUAAAUUGGGAAAUGUCAAAAAGAUUUAUGUAUGGCUCUUUAUUGUUAUUUACUGUAAAUGAAUUUAAAACUUUUUUUUUGGGUGUUGUAUUGGAACGUAAAAUUGAACUUUUAAAUCAAGGAAAAUUAAUUGUGGAGUUAUUAAAUAAUAAAAAACCAAAAUAUGCUACUUCUCUUAUGAUGGUAGAAAGUGAAAUAUUUUUUGAACCAUAUAAAUGCUCUAUGGAAGUGCUCAAAACCUUUAGUAGUGAUAAUUUUCCUAUGGAGAAAUAUAUAAUUUCAGCUUGUAAAGAAAUAGAUUACCCAUACUAUAUCGAACAAAUACCAAAUCAAAAAUAUUCAAUUGACGAUGUGAGACCUUUCCAUAUUCUGGAUAAUGACUAUUGGCCUAAUAAAGAACAACUACAGCUUGAUGAAUUGCAAUAUAAAGCCUUCAAAGCAGCAUUGACAAAUGAAUUUACAAUUAUUCAGGGUCCUCCUGGUACAGGGAAAACAUUCAUUGGAUUAAAAAUAAUGAAAACUCUUAUUAAUAAUUUAUAUUCAAAUGUUACUUACAAUAAAACAUCGUUCUUCACAACUAAUUGUUCAAUUCUUACCAAACCGAUUUUAGUUGUUUGUUAUACAAAUCAUGCUUUAGAUCAAUUUACAGAAGGUAUAUUAAGUUUUACAAAUAAAAUUGUUAGAAUUGGUGGUCAAUCAAAAUCUAAAUUAUUAGAAAAUUAUAGUUUGAAGAAAAUUACACAUAUGCAUAGAAGAUCUGCCACUAUUAAUGUAGCACUAAGAAAUGUUGGAGAUCAAAUGAAAAAUUGUAUGGCGGAAAUCAAAUAUUUAAAAAGAUGUAAGGAAGUUUUUUCCUAUAAUGCUGGUAUUUUAGAGCUAUCAUUACUAAAAAAUGGUAUGCCUAAAAAAUAUCAUAAGUUUUUUGAAACUACUUUGGAUCUUCUUUCAUGGUUAUUUCAAGAUCGCAACUACUUUAAUGUAGAUCCAAUCAGAUUUAUAAAAUCUAAUUAUGAAUUGAUUAAUAAGAUAAUUUAUUCAGAAAAUUUGUUAGAAAUUAAACAGGUUACUGAUGAAAAUGAUGACGUACAAGGAUAUGUAGGUGAUGACCCAGACUUAGAAUAUUUUCAUAAUGAUAUUGUGAUGUAUAGUAUUACUUUAGAUGACAUUAAAAAUGCAUGCAACGACCUUCUCUUGGAGACAAUUCGAUUACAGAAAGAAUCUGAAUUCAAUAUAAAAUGCUUUGAUGAAUAUGAAAUAGCAAAGUUAAAUUUUGAUAUAAUGAAAAAGAUACAUGAUUAUUUUAUGGAUAUGUUGAGUUUAGUUAAUGUUGAUAUAGAUCUGCCAAGAUCAAUCAACUUGAGUAUGUUAAAUAUGAGACAAAGAUGGGCAUUGUAUUUUAAUUGGGUAAACGAGACGAAUGACAUGUUUGAACCAAAAAUAUUGGAUUAUGAACAAAAAUAUAUUCAGGUUUAUAAACAAUAUGCAGAACUAAGACAGUUAGAAAAUAUUGAAAUUUUUAAUAAGAUGCACAUCAUAGCAUUAACCACUACAGGUGCAGCUAAACAUAGAAUAAUGCUUGAAGGUCUAGAGUCACCAAUUGGUAUGAAUUCUAAUUUUUAAUAUGUUUAUUUUAAGUUAACAUUUUGAAAUAAAUUUGUAUUUUUAGUGGUAGUUGAGGAAGCAGCUGAAGUUUUAGAAGCACACAUUGUUUCAUCUCUAACUAAAUACUGUCAACAUCUAAUAUUGAUAGGCAUGUAUUUAUUAACCCUAAUUAGUAAAAUAAUUCAUGUUUAUAAAUUGUUAGCUAUUUCUUUUUCAUUAUGCAGGGGAUCAUAAACAAUUGCGUCCUAGUAAUGCAGUGUAUAAUUUGGCAAAGCAUUAUAAUUUUGACAUUUCAUUGUUUGAACGUAUGGUAAAUAAUGAUGUACCUUGUUACACAUUAGGCGAACAGCAUAGAAUGCGUCCUGAAAUAUCAAAACUUAUAUCUCCAAUUAUCUACCCAAAUUUGAAAAAUCAUAGUUCAGUUUUCAAUAGGGAGAAUGUGCGCGGUGUUACUAAGGAUUUAUUUUUCCUUAAUCAUAAUGAGUAUGAAAACGAAGUAUGUUACAUUAUUUUCUAUGCCUUAGUUAUAAUUAGAGACCGGAUUUAUAUGUUCUUAAAACCCAUAAAAAAAAUCACUUAAAAUAUGUAUAAAUGCAAAAAUAAUAGAGGGUUUUAAUAGUUCCCCCUCUAACUGAUUUAAUUUAUAAAUACAAUUUUCUAACACAAAAAUGAUUAAUAAAAAGUAAUUUUUUUUCACAAUAUGUACGAUUUUAUUUAAAAGAAAUUAUUAGAAAUGUUUGUAAAUACUUUUUUCAGAGAUUUUUUGAUGUUUUGAAGUGCGUUUUUGUGGAUUGUAAGAGAAUAUAAAUCUGGCCUCUAGCUAUAAUAAUGACUAUAAGUUGUUUUUUUUUUUUUAGGUUCAAGAAAUUUCUAGUAAGAGUAAUGAACAUGAAGCUAAAUUUUUGAUUAUGUUUGCUCGACAUUUACUUUUACAAGGUUACAAAACUGAACAAGUGACUAUUUUAACAACUUAUAGUGGCCAACUAUUCUUACUUCGCUCUGUAAGUCAACUCAUCACAAUAUUAAUAAGUUUUAUUGAACAACGACCAUAUUAGUUUAUCAAUUUUAACAUUUUUAGCUAAGAAAAAAACAUUCUAUAUUACAAGAUAUGAAAAUUACAGUGGUUGAUAAUUAUCAAGGCGAGGAAAGUGAUAUUAUAUUACUGUCCUUAGUCAGAAGUAAUGAAAACAAAAAUGUAGGAUUUUUGAAAACUGAAAACAGAAUAUGUGUUGCUUUAUCAAGAGCAAAAUAUGGACUUUACAUAAUGGGAAAUAUGGACAACUUGUAUAAUUCUGGUGAUUUGUGGAAACAAAUUAAAGAAUCGUUAGUUAGUCAGGAUUCAUAUGGUAAUUGUGUUUUGUAAUUAUAUUUUUCUUUUACAUUAAUAUUUACUCAUAAAUGGUCUGAUUUAAGGUGACGAAUUGACUUUAGAGUGUGCAGUUCACAUUGGAAUCACCACAAAGGUUUCAAAAAGUGAAGAUUUUAAUUUACUUAUGGAAGGUGGUUGUAGCAUGUUGUGUACAACAUUGCUAUCAUGCGGUCAUUAUUGUAAAAGUAUAUGUCAUUCUUAUGACCUUGAACAUUCAGAAAUGAAAUGUAGAGACCCUUGUAACAGGUAAACUAUAAUAUAUUUUAUAAAUAAUAACUACCUAGAGCACCUAUGAAUAACAUUCUAAUGUACCUUAUCUCAAAAACCGAUAGAAAAAAAAUUUGUUAUCAAGUAAUUAUAUUUUUCAGAAGCAAUGCCAGUAAAAAAAACAUUUAACAGUUUAAUUGUUUAUAGAUUUUGGUUUUAUAUAUUUACUGCUAGUUACUGGUUAAAGGUUUUAUUUAGUAUUAAACAAUAACUGUAAUACUCAGUUCCACACCAUAUUUACUUAAAACCAAUCCAAUGGGAUGAUGGAACUCAACUUCAUGUACCACAAAAUGAAUGGGGUGAAUAGGAGGAACAAUUUUAAUAGUUUUUUGAAAAUUGUGAGGUCAUAGAUGAUGUAUAGCAUAAAUUGUUUUGGAAAGCCUAGAUAUAAACAAUAUGUGUAGACGUUGUAGUUGAAAGUUCAAAACAUAUUUUAUUAAAGUGUUCCUAUUGACCAGAAAGUUGGGGUAAAUAGGAACAUCUAAUAUAACGCCACACAAUAACAUUAAAACACAACAUAUUCUUGUUUUAAAAUAUCUCCUGAUUGAGCAGUUUUGUAUCUGAAAUUAAUUAUAUUGUGAGUAAAAAACUUUAAAGACAGUCAGUAUUGAAACAAAUGUUUUACAGACAGUUCAUUUCUAUGGGAGGUAAUAUUUGUGACCUGCAUGCUCCCCAGAUUUGACAUCUUGUUUUUUUUUCUGUGAGGUUAUGUUUAUCUGAGGUUUAUAAUUAUCAAACUAGGAUUCUAGAAGUUUUAAAAAAAGUUAUUUACAAAAAAUUUUACUGUUUAACUCAGGAAUUGCUUAAAAGAGUUAUGCGAAACUUAUCAUUUCACUUAGAGCAAUGUAUAGACAAUAAAAAAUAACAUUUUUUUGAAACAAAAUAUCCAUUUCCUAUGUUGUUAAAUAUAUAUAUAUUGUAUUGUUAUUUUUUUAUAUACUUUCAAAACUAGUGAGGAUAUUUUUUUGUACCAUGUAUAACUUAAUAGCUAAAUAUAUAUAUGUUUAUCACAGAAGUUGUAAUUACAACCAUCUAUGUAUGAAAAAAUGUUUUGAGGAUUGUGGACAGUGCAAUGUAAUGAUGUUAAAAGAUCUACCAUGCGGUCAUCAAUCAUCAUUACAAUGUUCUGUUGAUACGAAUACAUUUUCUUGCGAUAAAAUGGUAAUUGAUUAUUUAUGAAUAUAACAUAUUUAUUUUUAUAUUGCAAUAAUUGCAAGUGAAAUAUUUAUUAAAAUAGGUUGAAACAGAAUUGGAAAAAUGUGGCCAUAAAAUCAUUCAUAAAUGUCAUGAAAAAAACCCAAACUGUACAUUUAAAUGUUUUGAUCGGUUAGAUUGUGGACAUGCAUGUGAACGAAAUUGUCACAAAAACGAUGACCCGGAUCACGAAAAUGUGAUUUAUUUUUUAAAUCUUAGGUAGCCAGUUAUAAUAUCUUAUUUUUACUAAUAUUUUAAAUCAUUUUCACAGUAUAAAUGCUUAAAACCUUGUGAAAAUACUAAUGAAAACUGUACAUUAAACCACAAAUGUCUGAAGUUAUGUUAUGAAGAUUGUUCAACUUGCACUGUAAGAAUUAAUAGAGUUCUUGCUUGUGGACAUGAGAAAACAAAUUCUCCUUGUGGAUUAAAUGAUAAAGACAUUAAAUGUUAUCGUUUAUGUGAUCGUAUUUUGUUGUGUAAUCAUAAGUGUACAAGUUUAUGUUAUGAAAUUUGUCAACCAUGUCAAAUAAAAGUUAGUUAAUUAUUGUAUAUGAUCAGUCAAUAAGUAUUUAUUGUAAAAAUUUCAUUUUAAGGUAGACAAGAUUAUUCCCGAUUGUGGACAUACAUCUACAGUUGAAUGUUAUUUGAAUCCAACACGUAAAGACUGCACUCAAAAUUGUGAACGGACAUUAGUUUGUGGACACAAAUGUAAAAAAUUAUGUGCAAAGAAAUGUCCAACAAACCAAUGUGAUGAAUUAGUAUUUCAGAAAACAAGUAUUCUUGCUUGUGGUCAUAAUAAAGUCUGGAUAUUAUGCUGUGACAGAGAUGAAGGUGAUAUUUUUGUACCAAUUAGAUACUUUUAUUUACCUAAUGAAAAUAAAAAUAUUUUAUUAAAUGUAUUAUUAUUAUUAUUUUUUUUAUUUAUUUAUUUAAGGCUUCAAAUACAUCAUUUAUUAACCUACAGUGGUUUACAAAAUUAAUUUAUGUAUAUAUGCUCCAUUGUUUUAGAUGUUCGAUGCGAGAUCGGCUAUCUUGAUGAAGUCUAAAAUUCUUUUUUCUUCUCCAUAGUUGAAUGCUUCUUUGAGUGAGCUUGUGUUUAAAUUUGAUUUCAUUCGAGCGUUCUGGUAGUUGGGGCAUUCUAGGAAUAUAUGUUUGACGAUGAGUUCGUUGAGGCACGUUUCACACCUGGAUUUGGGCUCCUUACGCAACAAGUGAGAAUGUGUGAGUUUGGUGUACCCAACGCUUACUCGGGUUAUCAUGAUUUCCUCGUGACGUGUUAGUUUAAUUAGUGGAUCUGGCCAUAUUUUUGUUGUGAGUUUUAUUUGCUUAAAUUUGUUGUUUUGAUUAGUUUGUGUAUCCCAUAUAUUUUGCCAUAGAGAGUAACAUUUGAUUUUUAGGGCAUGGAUGAUUACAUCCUCGUAUGUUACAUGUGAGUAUAAUUUGGAGUCCGGAGAUCUUGCUGCUUCCAUUGCCAAUUUGUCGGCACGUUCAUUACCUGGAAUGCCGAUGUGUAAUGGGACCCACAUGAGUUUUAUUUGCUUAAAUUUGUUGUUUUGAUUAGUUUGUGUAUCCCAUAUAUUUUGCCAUAGAGAGUAACAUUUGAUUUUUAGGACAUGGAUUACAUCCUCAUAUGUUACAUGUGAGUAUAAUUUGGUGUCCGGAGAUCUUAUUGCUUCUAUUGCCAAUUUGUCGGCACGUUCAUUACCGGGAAUGCCGAUGUGUGAUGGGACCCACAUGAGUUUGAUUGUUUUGGGGUUUGUGAGGAUAGUAUUUUGGAUGUUUCGGGCGAGGUUACAUUUUGUAUGUAUGUUGGAUAUGGAGGUGAUUGCACUAAGAGAGUCACUUAAUAUGAGGACUUUGUCAUGGUUAGUAGAGAGUGAGAUGGUUAUAGCUUCUAGUAUGGCAAAGGUUUCUGCAGAGUAUAUACUGGAGAAAGGGGCGAUUUUAUAGAGAUUGUUGUCUUCAGAGUGAGUGAUGGCGAAGCCGAUAUCAUUUGCUGUUUUAGAAGCAUCUGUGUAGUAGUGAAUGUAAUUAUUGAAUUCAUUGUUUAUUUUUUCGUUGAAAGUAUUAGUUAUCAGAUUAUAGGGUGUAUCUUUUUUGUUAAAUAUGGUAAGUUCUUUGUUGGCUUCAAUCUGCUUCAUGUUCCACGGAGGGGAUACUGAGAUGGUUUCUAUGGGUUUUGUGUUAUAGAUCCUGAAAGAUAUUUCUACUACUACAAACGUUUUUAUUAAGUAUUUUCAAGGUUAACCCAACCAGGAGUGACACAUUUAAUUAUGUAACAAAAACGACUAAAAAAAAGAAAGUGAUCUAACCAUCCACAUCUUUCAGUGGAUGGGAGAGUGUUUAAUCAGAUCGAUGUGUACGAAACACGCGCCAAAAUUAAAACUAAUUUUUUUACCUAUACUUNAAAAAGCAAAGGAAUAAAAGUAUUUUUAACACUAUUAAUUCUUAUAUCCAAAAUAAUGCAAAAUGAUAGGAAUACAAUAUUGGCGAUUAUGGUCUACGGGAAACCUUAAAUUAUGGUGAUAACAAAUUACCAACACCAGGUGCGUGUACAAGGUGGUGGGGGUUAGGGGUUCAACCACCCCCCCCCCCUUGAAAUUGCAUGACUAUUAUGAUAAAAGUAGAUAUUUAAUAGUUUUAAAACGGUUUCUGUCAAUGGAGAAGAUAAAUACAAUUUGAUGUAUUUUUUUAUUUUAUUACUAGAUAUAGUAGGUAUAAUUACGAAUAUAUUGUUAUUAUUGUCAUUUAUAAUUUUUUGUGGUUUUUCUGCUUUCAGAAAGUUAUAACUGAUACGGCGAUAUUGCAUACUCCACAUUAUCAUCACAAUAAUAUCAAUUACGUUAUCAUUUAGGCUGUAUUCACUAAAAAAAUAUUGAGUGUAAAAUGAAGUAAUAAUUAUUUAAAAGGCUAAAAAUGAAUGUUAUAUUGACAUUUUUAACGAAAAAUAAAUAAUCGUACAAUCGAAAAUAUGUAAACUUCUUUAUUAUAAAAGUAUGAAAGUGUACAAAAUUGACCCCCCCCGAUUUAGUGAUUUUUUGUAGUUUUUGAUUGCUGUUUCACAAGUUUCGUUCCACCAGGGAACUUUUUUUUUUUGAAAGGAAGAUUGGCUUUUACCAAUUGUGGAUUCGGCGGCUUCGGUAAUAAUGUUUGAGAAUGUUUCAACAAUAUUAUCUAUAUCUGUUGGAAGAUUUGUUUGGAGAAGGGUAUCGAAUUGUUUGGUUGUUAAUAGGUUGUCGACGGUGUUAGAGAAAGCGGACCAGUUUGGGUUUCGUAGGAGCUAUUUGGGAGUUGAUUUUUCUGUUG